AUGGGUAAUCAGAGUUCCAGGGAAAGUGGUUCAUCCAAGGGACCUGGAGCUUCGGUUGGGGACAGCCUGCAAAAAUAUCCGUCGUUCAGCAAGUCUGACACAAAGGAAUCGUCACGAUCGUUCCGGUCUCUCCGAUCCAAGAUCCCAGGAAGUGGCAAGCUAGACAGCCCGCGAUCCUCGGCCAUCCUAUCAAAUGGCGACUUGGGUGACAAAACAGCAGACGCCGCGUCGGUCAGAUCGGGGCGAAGCGCACGAUCCAGCGCGUCCCGGCCAAACCGACCCGACAUACCAAAUCUCAGGACGGAUUCAGUAGACACCUCAGUAGAAUCACCUCUUUCACCCACCUCCGACGACCAACCCCCACCCUCUCCAGUGCAGUCUCAGUCUGUGAAGAAGGGUCAUCAUUCUGACCUGAACGCUGCCCAGGCCUCGGGCGAGGUAGACCAUGUGUCCGACCAACCACCAACAUCUGUAGCGAACGCCAAUACAAGUACACAAUCUCCUGGCCAGUCCAUCCUUGUGAGGCGUGAGAAUGCGCCCAACCCAAUCCAGCAGGAUUCCGCGACGGAUUCGAGCAAGACCGAAACAAUGAACAAUGUGGCCAUGUCAGACAUCAAGGAUAUUGAUCUGGAUGAUUUUAUCAAGCGUCUACUUGAUGCGGGAUAUGCUGGCAAAGUCACGAAGAGCGUUUGUCUAAAGAAUGCAGAGAUUGUAGCAAUCUGUCAACGAGCAAGAGAAGUAUUCUUGAGCCAACCGGCCCUCCUCGAACUCGACGCUCCUGUUAAGAUUGUGGGCGAUGUGCAUGGUCAAUACACCGACCUUAUUCGGAUGUUUGAGAUGUGUGGAUUUCCACCCAACUCAAACUACCUCUUCCUCGGCGAUUACGUUGACCGGGGCAAGCAGUCCCUUGAGACGAUAUUGCUACUUCUUUGCUAUAAGCUCAAGUUUCCCGAAAACUUCUUUUUGUUGCGCGGCAACCACGAAUGCGCCAAUGUCACCAGAGUCUAUGGGUUCUACGACGAAUGCAAGCGAAGGUGCAAUGUCAAGAUCUGGAAGACCUUUGUCGAUUGCUUUAACACGUUACCAAUCGCGUCCAUCGUUGCAGGGAAGAUAUUUUGCGUCCACGGCGGACUAUCACCCGCACUGAGCCAGAUGGAUGACAUUCGAAAUAUUGCUCGUCCUACGGAUGUUCCCGAUUACGGCCUCCUCAAUGACCUCCUCUGGUCUGACCCUGCCGAAAUGGAACAGGAUUGGGAGGCCAACGAGCGCGGCGUGAGCUAUUGUUUUGGCAAACGAGUCAUUACAGACUUCUUGGCAGUUCAUGAUUUCGAUCUAGUUUGCCGAGCACACAUGGUAGUUGAAGAUGGCUACGAAUUUUUUAACGACAAAGUCUUGGUAACCGUUUUCAGUGCACCAAAUUACUGUGGUGAAUUUGACAACUGGGGGGCAGUGAUGUCGGUGUCGGCCGAACUGCUCUGCAGCUUUGAGCUGCUGAAGCCUCUUGACUCCAGCGCACUCAAGAGCCAUAUCAAGAAGGGACGAAACAAGCGACAACAAAUGCUAAACAGCCCCCCUGCGAAUGUGCAUCCUCAAAGCGUGUGA
This is a messenger RNA of Clonostachys rhizophaga, 1602 nucleotides long. NCBI's taxonomy places the organism in Eukaryota, Fungi, Ascomycota, Sordariomycetes, Hypocreales, Bionectriaceae. The record is from the annotation of a GenBank genome assembly.